AUGGACUACCGCGACACCCGCUCCUCAUCCCGCGCCCAGCUCAAGUCCAAAGGCAAGAAGCGAAGCCAGAACUGGUACCACUAUAACGACAUCAAAGGCUACCAUGGAGGUGGCGCCAAGGGGCUGAAAGCCGGCCGACACAACGCGGUUGGAGUAUGGAGGACUGAUGCUGCGGUCGACCACCGAGGGCUUGAAGAUGAGAAAGAUAUCUCGGCCAACGUCCAGAAACGAGAAAUGUUGUCUGACACCGCUCCUGCUGCUGAGCAGAGAUUUGUCGAGGAGUAUGAGAGGGAGACUGAAGCAUAUCUGAGCCGAGGGUGUUCUGUGCGGUUGGGCGAUAUUGAGCUGUUAGAGAGGCUAGAUCAUGGGGAAAGGUUUGAGGGAAGUAGUGUUUGUGAUUCGGUUGAGGAGUGGCUGGGUAGGAUGGAGGAAGGGUUGGAGAUGCUGGAGCUGUCGUCCUCAUCCUCCUCUGUAGGGUCGACAUCAGAUGAUGGUUGGGCUGUUGUGCCGGAACAUGGUCGAGGCCUCAAUCUUGGUUGGAGACGAACGUAG
Endocarpon pusillum Z07020 is the source of this 552-nucleotide messenger RNA. RefSeq lists its product as uncharacterized. Lineage: Eukaryota; Fungi; Ascomycota; Eurotiomycetes; Verrucariales; Verrucariaceae. The transcript has a single exon. The coding region runs from base 1 to 552 and encodes 183 amino acids. The record is from RefSeq and is a predicted model, not a curated record.